This is a messenger RNA of Penicillium brasilianum, 1420 nucleotides long. NCBI's taxonomy places the organism in Eukaryota, Fungi, Ascomycota, Eurotiomycetes, Eurotiales, Aspergillaceae. The record is from the annotation of a GenBank genome assembly.
CUGUAAUACGGUUCCAUACAGGUUACAGUACACCUUGUCUCGGUCUCCUCGGGUAACUUAGCGUCCCGGUUUCGCACGGCGAGCUUAAAUGCGGUCGAGGGGCAGCUCCGGCCUGAUUGGCCUGAGGCGCAAACUUUGGCGGGGGAAACUGCGUUUCUUAAGGUUAUCGGUUCGGCCUGUUGACUCACUGGUUACUCGCCAUCCUCUUUAAACUCUCUCUCUCGCCUCUUUUUUUUCUUUCUGACACUCCUCUUUUCUCUCCAUCUUCUCGCCUUUCGGUCAAUUCCCCCCUUACAAUCUUCACAAUGGCCCAGCAAAACGGUACUACCAGCAAUGACUUCACCGUCAAGGCUGGUCUCGCGCAGAUGUUGAAGGGUGGCGUGAUUAUGGACGUCGUCAAUGCGGAGCAGGCUCGCAUUGCUGAGGAGGCCGGUGCUGCCGCCGUCAUGGCCCUCGAGCGUGUCCCCGCCGAUAUCCGUGUCGAGGGUGGCGUCGCUCGUAUGUCUGACCCCGGCAUGAUCAAGGAGAUCAUGGAGGCUGUCACUAUCCCCGUUAUGGCCAAGGCCCGUAUUGGGCACUUCGUUGAGUGCCAGAUCCUCGAGGCUAUCGGUGUCGACUACAUCGACGAAUCCGAAGUCCUGACCCCCGCCGACGAUGUCUACCACGUUACCAAGACCCCAUUCAGGGUCCCCUUCGUCUGUGGCUGCCGCAACCUCGGUGAGGCCCUUCGCCGCAUCUCCGAAGGUGCUGCCAUGAUCCGCACCAAGGGUGAGGCCGGUACCGGUGACGUCGUCGAGGCCGUUAAGCACAUGCGCACCGUCAACGCCCAGAUUGCCCGCGCCCGCGCUAUCUUCCAGACUGCCGCUGACCCGGAACCCGAGCUGCGCGCUUUCGCCCGUGAGCUGGAGGCUCCCUACGAGCUGGUCCGUCAGGCUGCCGAGCUUGGCCGUCUGCCCGUCGUCAACUUCGCCGCUGGCGGUGUUGCUACCCCCGCCGACGCGGCUCUGAUGAUGCAGCUGGGCUGCGACGGUGUCUUCGUCGGCUCCGGUAUCUUCAAGUCCGGUGAUGCCAAGAAGCGUGCGAAGGCCAUCGUUCAGGCCGUUACCCACUACAAGGACCCCAAGGUUCUUGCUGAGAUUAGCGAGGGUCUGGGUGAGGCCAUGGUUGGCAUUAACGUGUCGAAGAUGCCCGAGGCCGACAAGAUGGCCGGUCGCGGCUGGUAAAUUGUUCUUUCUUUUCCUCUUUUCCAGAUGUUUUUGAGUUUCUAUCUGUUGCCUUUUUAUGAUCGUACCUUCUUUUGGAGUGGGCUUUUGUCUUGGCCUACCAGCCGGUUUAAAUUUUUCUUUUGUAUAUGAGCCAUGAACCGUUAGCUACUGCAUGACAGACCAAAAUUUUAGAGGAGUUUCUGACUUGAUCUUUG